Molecule: messenger RNA, 3832 nt
Organism: Adelges cooleyi (spruce gall adelgid)
Lineage: Eukaryota; Metazoa; Arthropoda; Insecta; Hemiptera; Adelgidae
Gene: dac
Product: dachshund homolog 2
Exons: 13
Coding region: 468-2726 (752 amino acids)
Source: RefSeq, a predicted model, not a curated record
GGUACUGCGAUCGGCCGCGCCCGCAACAGUCGCGUUAUAACCGUACGUCCGUCCGGUCGCUGCAAUCCGGCAGUUACGCGUCGCGCGCACUCAUUGCGAUACGCCGCCGUCGUUGCAAUCGUGCACAAACAGUAUAUUAUUCUAAUUAUUUAAUUGUACCUAUAAAUAUACUUAUAUUUAUACAAACCGGGACGAGGGGGAAUCGAUUUUGCGCGCAUGGUGGAAUCGGAAUAGCGAAAAACUCUUAAAGUACGACUUUUGUGUGUUUGCGUGCGAGUGUGCGAGUGUGACUGCGCACGCGAAUGUGCUGCAUUUGAGUGCCCGCCCAAAGUUACUAUUCCGUUUUGUUCGCACGCCGAGUCGUUGUAUUGUCGAAAAAGCCGUCGCCGCAGCCAUCACCGCCGCGGUCACUUUAUACCUGAUACCGCUGCAGUCACAAUAAUUACUGGCACCGUCGAACAGCCAUCAUGAUUAUGGAAUCCUCCAACGCCGCCGCGGAAUCGGCCGCGUCCGGAAGCGACCGCAGCAGCAACGUGUCCACCAGUCCGCCGCCACAAAUGCCGAUUUUGCAACAACAGCAACAGCAGGCGUCGGCGGUCAACAACGGCAAGUCCGACGGCAGCAGCCCGAAGGACGACAGGGGCAGUAGUCCCAUGAUGAGCGUCAUCAAUCCGCACCACGCCAUCAUAACGCCGACACGCGGCAUGAGCCCACCGUCGCAGACCGCACCGCCCGUGUCUUCGAUGAGCUCGCUUGCCUCCCGCAUACCCAUGGGACUGUUCAACUCGCUGGUGCACCACUCAUCGCCUUUGGACCUGAUGGCCAUGGCACAUCAUCACCAGCAACAGCAACAACAGCAACAACAACAGCACCCGUCGCUGCAGCCGCCGCCGCGGUCCUACAACAGCCCUCCGCCCAUAAGCAGCACCGACCCGGCCGCCAACGAAUGCAAGCUGGUCGAGUACCGCGGACAGAAAGUCGCCGCGUUCAUGAUCGGCGGUGACACGAUGCUGUGCCUGCCGCAGGCGUUCGAACUGUUUCUCAAGCACCUGGUCGGCGGCCUGCACACCGUCUACACUAAGCUCAAGCGGCUGGACAUCGUGCCGCUCGUGUGCAACGUCGAGCAAGUACGCAUAUUGCGCGGCAUGGGCGCCAUCCAGCCCGGCGUGAACAGGUGCAAACUGCUCUCGUGCAAGGACUUCGACACGCUCUACAGAGACUGCACCACAGCGAGGUGCAUGAUGUCGCACAAGCCGACUGACAGUUCUCGGCCGGGAAGGCCGCCCAAACGAGCGUCGUCCGUGGGCUUAUCGUUGGCCGCGUCCGCUUCCCAUUUGAGUCAUCAGCUGAAGAAACACCGUCUCGAAAACGGCGACUACGUACCCGGGGUAUACGAAAACGGACACAUGCAAGACUCGCCGCGCAUGGAAAAGUCACCGCUGCUGGCCAACGGCUACAACCAUCCGCCCACGCACUUAGGACACAUGCAGUACAUGCAGCAGUUCAACCAUCAUCACCACCACCCGGCCGCGGCUCACGCCAUAAUGAACCCAGCCGGUCUUUCGCAUCCGGCACUACCCCGUCCUGACGCACAACUACUCAAGAGCCAGGGACUGUCCAUGGAAGCUUUGGCCAGUUCGGGUAUCUGGGAAAAGGCGUACGCCGGUUUCAUGAAACAGCUAGAAAGGGCCAACGACGAACGAGUGGGAGACCUCAACCGGGCGAUGAACUUCGAUCAGAAGACAAGGGACAUGAACUCACAAAACGGUUCUUCGGAAGGACACAGUCCAGUAUUGAAUCUGUCUAAAACUGGCGGAGACCAUUCAGGACCAGCCAGCGAUCAUUCUGCCGGCGGACAUACUAACGGAGACGAUGAGGACGACCUUGACGAAGACGACGACAACAUUACCGACGGCGAUGAGGAUGACAUUAAAGAUCACGACCUAAGUGACAAUCCGGACGUGGGCGGCACCAGCAGUGCACACGGUAGCGUUACGCCACCGCCGCAAGCCUUGAACUUUGGUUCUGCCGGAUCCGGUGACAUGGGUUUGCCCUUCAUGACCACCGAGUCGCUUCUCCGGAAAAUCCAGGCCUUGUUGAAGGCAGCCGCCGACAAGAUCCGAGACGACGACCGCGCGUUGAACUUUGAAAAAGCUGAGUUAAAAAUGGACGUGCUCCGUGAGAGGGAAGUCAAAGGAAGCUUAGAACGACAGUUGGUCGACGCCCAAAAACUACGGGUUAUUUACCAGAAGCGUCUGCGCAGGGAAAGGAAAGCUAGAAAACGCGUGCAGGACCAGCUGGAGCAAGAGAUGAAACGCAGGGCCCAACUAGAGGACAUGAUCAAAGCGGCCGGCGCACCGGCAGACGCCCUCCGCGUUUUAACAGAGAACAACAACGAGAAACCCAGAGACAGAUCGGAACAAUCACAGAGCCCGAAUUACCCGUCAGCCGGGCAAGGACAACGGGGAUCGGAGACGUCCAGCGAUAAACAAUGGAACUACUCGGGAUUGGAUCUGAUGAGUUCAUCCGGUGCCGCGGCCUUUUGGCAAAACUAUUCCGAAACCUUUGCGCAAGAACUCGAUCUGGAACGAAAAGCAAGACAACAACAGUCUGCUCAACAGAACCAACAGCAGAGCCAACAUUCAGACAGAGACAUUAAGUCGCCCGUUCCAGACAGCAGAGCGAAAUUCUUCAACAAUUCCGUAUUGUUCAGCACGGCGACAUAAUGCGCGGACCAUAAGCGUUAUUUUCGAUUUGUAUACAUACGAUGUACUUAUAAACAAUAUUAGUGACGAUUUUUUUUUUUUUUUUGUAUAAAAUAUUAUUUUUUACCUAAGUAAAUUUACGGGCUUUUAACACUCGUCGAUACAUUAUAUUAUAUUUAUUAUAUAUUAUUAUUAUUAUUAUUAUAUAUAUAUAGUGUAUUUAAAUAUAUUAUUAUUAUACACGUUUAAUAUUUAGGCAUAAUUAUAAUAAUAUAAUAUGUAUCGGUUUAUAUGCAAACUUAUUUUGUAAAGAAACUUAAUAAAAAGGUACGCAGCGGCGAAUAUACGAUUAUCGGGUAAUUUAUUAUAUUACAAAUGAUAAGAAGUUUUACCUAAUGAAAAAUAUGUUAGAUAUAUUAUGCGAUCUCAGAAUAGAACAAACGCGAAAAAUAAUAAUUUUGACUUUUUAAUAGAAUAAAACAAAAAAUCCAUUAACCUUUGCCAGGCAGCGCCGGGGAUCCUCUAAAUGCGACUAAGAUUGAUAUAGAGUCCAAGUUAUUUUCAGUACCUAACUUUGAUUGUACAGACUGAUUUUUAGAAAAAAUGUCUAUAUUGUAAUUUUCUAUAAUAUGUGUAAUACUAUUACUAUCAUAAUUAUUAUUUUGUAUUUGUACAUAUGAAUAUUUAUAAUAUACAUAAUACCGCGAUGUGUGUUUGUUGAAGACGAUUCGGAUAAAACGUCCAAACAUUUCAGUAUGUAAAUAAUGUCGUUUAGUAUAUAAAAUAGUUCCUUCAGUUCUUGCAUUAUAUAUUAUGGAACAUAUUUUCGCUCUUCACGUAAUACCUAAUGUAAAAAAUAAAGAUACAUUUGUUUUUUUUUAUCAAUCUUUAAAUAGUGUAUUAUUGUAAAAUACCAACUACGGCUAAACGUAAGAACCCCUCUAAAGAGUUUCGCGCGUUUUUGUAUAAAAGUAUUUAAUUUUUAAUACGUACAUAAUAAUGUAAAACGUAUCAAUGUUAGUUUAUUAAUUUAUUACCUACUUAAUUUUUAUAAAUUAUAUUAUAUAAUGUUUGUAAUAGAAAAAAGUUUUUAAAAUACGGUUGUAGAUAAAACCAAAGAAUAUAAG